Molecule: messenger RNA, 2243 nt
Organism: Scatophagus argus
Lineage: Eukaryota; Metazoa; Chordata; Actinopteri; Scatophagidae
Gene: alkal2b
Product: ALK and LTK ligand 2b
Exons: 6
Coding region: 718-1104 (128 amino acids)
Biological process (GO): positive regulation of ERK5 cascade; positive regulation of ERK1 and ERK2 cascade
Molecular function (GO): receptor tyrosine kinase binding; receptor signaling protein tyrosine kinase activator activity
Source: RefSeq, a predicted model, not a curated record
CAGUGAUUGAAGCUGCUGUGUGGGAUGAAACGAGGACAGGAAGACAGAAGAAGACAUGUUGAAUUCUUUCCACUGAGAGGGAGUGGAGCGCUGCUGUCUGUCACACCGUGCGUGCGUGCGUGCGUGCGUGUGUGCGCAUGUUAGCUGCCCGCUCGCACACGCGGACCUCCCUCCUCCUCCUCCUCCUCCUCCUCCUCCUGCUGUAUUUCCGUGAUCUGGCAGGGCAGCGCGUGUGGAGAGGAGACGGAUGAUCAGAGAGGAGGAGGAGCGCGCGGCGCACACACACCUGAUCGGCCUGAUCAGUAGAUCACAGUCGGACACAGUAGAGCUGCAUGCGUCUCGUGCCAAACGCGCCUUUGAUUGGACACGAGAGACUUCCGGGACAGGACUUAAAGUCUUCUGUUCGGUCCACAGGGCAGAGACAUGAACCCGUCCGGCUCUGUGACGGCUGCAGGCGGAAGAAGAUGAUGACGAUGAUGAUGAAGGUGCUUCAGCAGCCCCACGCGCUCCGCCAGUGAUCCGCGCCGGUCUAAGAUGCCACCGGGCCCCGGCGCCCAGCACGCGGUUCGGAUCGAGAACAAGCCGGGAUAAGAAAGCACGAAAAGACGCGAACCAGCAAAAGAAGAGCCGAACGCGGGAGAGCCGGCAGGCGGAAUCCGGGAUCAGCGAGCGGCGCACAGACGCGGAACGAGCCGCGGGGGACUCAGGUCUGCAGUGAUGCUCCUCCCGCGGCUCCUCGUCCUGCUGCUGGCCGCUGGACGCUGCGCGGCGGCCGCUCCGCUCGGGACCUCCGGGGGAUCGCUGGAGCCCCUCGGUCGGUCCCCGAAGACCAGGACGGAACCGGAGGUGACCCACCAGCAGCACCACAGCCUGGACAGAGAGAGCAGGUCACUCCCAGGACUGGACGGUCACCACAGAGACCCGCGACACAAGGAGAGGUUCAUCAAACACCUGACAGGUCCUCUUUACUUCAAGCCAAAGUGCAGAAGACAUUUCAACAGACUGUACCACAACACAAGAGACUGCACAGUACCUGCCUAUUAUAAGAGAUGUGCUCGUCUGCUGACUCGCUUAGCCCACAGUCCUCGCUGUGCCGACAGAUAAACACACGCCUCUGGACAGGAAGUGCUGCCGUGACAACCAGGAAGGCGUUCUUAACGAGGUCCGUCAGCUGACCAGCAGAAGACGUCAUCCAGCCGAUUGGUCACCUGCUGCAGCCGGACGAUUCGGAUCCACAACCGCCAAUCAGAACCCACGGUUUUCUGCUCCGUCCUGUAGAACAGGAUCUCAGCGCCUGGUCGGCGUCCACCUUUGUCCCCUCCUUCUUCUGUCCACUUGGCUGGGUUCAGACUGUCCCACAUGUCCUGUUUUUGUCCACAGGACGACUCGCAGCAGUCGAAAAGACGUCUUUGUCCUUCUCUUACGUGUUCAGGGACAAUGGGAACUCAGAGCGCUCCAACGCUGUGAGGAGGAGCAGAGUCGCUUCCAGGGCUGGAAAGUAACAAAGUACAUUUACUCAAAUACUGUACUUAAGUAAGUUGUGAGGUACUUUUACUGUACUUGCGUAUGUCAAGUUUUUGGUACUUUGACGGCUAUCAAGUUAAACUGAUAAUCCUGCUCUGUAAUCUCUGAAGUACUUUAAUACUCCUUUUGUUCUUGAUACUUUUAUACUUUUUAUUGUAAAGUAAGACUUGCCACAGAAUAUUUCUACACUGCAGUACUAUUACUUUGACUUUUGUACGUUACGUCUGCUUCCGCUUGUUUUUGCUUUCGAUUUCGGACGUCAGCCUGAGCUCAGACUUGAACUCCUCCUCCUUCGUCACGAACCCGCAGUGCACUUGACUCGGCUCAUCCCGCCCGUAAGUCCGCUGGACACCACCAGACCUCAUCUGUCCUCUGCUGUCCUCUACUGGCCUCUGCUUCAGACUGGGACAAAGGGUUUCUGCUGUUCUGGACUGACUCUCCUGGUUUCUAACGGAGCAGCAGGAUCACAGUGUUGUGUGUUUGUCUUUGAGACUGUGGACGCGUGGUGGACGACAUCAGUGGACAAAAUGCUCUGAUUGGACAUCAGCUAAAUGACAAGACUUUGUUGCUUUCUAAGAAUCUGAGAUGCUGAAUGUGUUUCAUGUUCCGCAGUAACAACAGGGGGGACCUUCCUGUGUAUUUAUACUGUUUAAUCUGCUGUGUGCAAUAUGUACAUACUGAGAGACGAGUAAAGACACGCCUUUCUUAUCUUUCCCAAA